Molecule: messenger RNA, 723 nt
Organism: Lasiosphaeria miniovina
Lineage: Eukaryota; Fungi; Ascomycota; Sordariomycetes; Sordariales; Lasiosphaeriaceae
Exons: 3
Coding region: 1-723 (240 amino acids)
Biological process (GO): rRNA processing; intronic box C/D snoRNA processing; tRNA processing
Cellular component (GO): ribonuclease MRP complex; cytosol; nucleolar ribonuclease P complex
Molecular function (GO): ribonuclease MRP activity; ribonuclease P activity
Source: RefSeq, a predicted model, not a curated record
AUGGACCGCAAGAAGAUUGUUCACCGGCUGGACACCCCCUAUUCCGCUGUUGAGUGGCCACAGAUCAGCCAGGAAGAUCAAGAUACCAUUCUAGAGCUUCUUUGUCGUCUUCUCGCGCCUCUUGGGGAGCACCGGAAGUCAUACGUCACGCCGUCCAAAGGGCAGCGAAAGCGUUUACGGAAGCCCGAAGCACAGGGUGUCGCUGCAGCAGCAGCAGCACCUUCGGCCCCGCCUGUUCCAGGGUUGUCUGCCUACGUCGACGUCGGGCUGUCCGCCAUCUCAAGAAACCUGCAGGCCGUGACAGACCGAGCAGGCGACGCAGAACUCGCCCCAGAUGAGACGGCAACCUCGAAAAAAAUACCAGCCCCCUACAGCCUUGUUUUCGUGGCUCGCUCCGGCCAGUCGUCAGCCUUCCACUGCCACUUCCCCCAGAUGGCCGCGCUUGCGUCAAAGUCGCGGCCGGCGGGAAAAGCCAUCAGACUAGUCGGCUUCUCCAAGUCGUGCGAAGAGCGGCUGUCGGCUGCGCUCGGGAUCCCCCGGGUCUCGAGUAUUGCCCUCCGGGAAGAUGCGCCGCAGGCCAAAGGGCUAGUCGAUUUCGUGCGCGAGCACGUGUCCCCCGUCGAGAUUGCAUGGCUGGAGGAAUCCCAUAGUGGCCACUUCCUCGAGACCAAGAUAGAUGCCGUCCAGACCGCCGUCGGGUCCAAGAAGCCGAGAUACUCAUGA